Eremomyces bilateralis CBS 781.70 is the source of this 1389-nucleotide messenger RNA. RefSeq lists its product as uncharacterized. The coding region runs from base 276 to 989 and encodes 237 amino acids. Gene Ontology annotation, cellular component: extrinsic component of mitochondrial inner membrane. The record is from RefSeq and is a predicted model, not a curated record. Gene Ontology annotation, biological process: mitochondrial proton-transporting ATP synthase complex assembly; mitochondrial protein processing. Gene Ontology annotation, molecular function: metalloendopeptidase activity. NCBI's taxonomy places the organism in Eukaryota, Fungi, Ascomycota, Dothideomycetes, Eremomycetales, Eremomycetaceae. The transcript is spliced from 2 exons.
CUCCCCUGCAAUAGGUAAUUAGGCUGCAGCCUGUAAUACAGCUACCGAGCCACAGCCCGUUGAGAAGCUUGGAACAUGAACCUUUGAAUCCUCUUGCCUUGCACUGUUGAGGGUAGCACCGUUGCACGCCUUGCAAGUUGCACGCCCUUGCCACCCACUUCAAGCCGCCCACUUCAAGCCUCCGCCUGCAUCGAUCUGAAAUAGAUCCAAAUCUAAUUAGUAGUCCCUUCGUCAUUCCCCACGUUACCGCGGAGUGGCGGCCAAUAUACCUUCACAUGUCCAACCCGGAGCUUCCGGAGACGUCAUCUCCUACCCACCCGCAGGACUACACUGCCCCCGACCGAAGUUUCUACACAUGGUCCAAUUUCUUUAAAGUCUUAUUAGCCGGUGCCCCGGAGGAGCGGCAAAAGUAUCUGGCGGUGAGGGAUGAGUUGCGGGAGGAAAAAGAUUGCAAGCGAUGCGAGUCGUUCAGAGAUUGGGCGUUCAAGCGGAGUCCUGUCGUCCGCUUUCUCCGCGAUGAAAUCAACAAGAUCGGCCCCGACCUAGGCCCCCAACACGUCCGAUGCAAGCGCUGCGUCCAUGGCACGAAGGGCAGUACCUCUGGUGGCUUCUCCCCGGACUACGGCAUCCUGCUCUGCGCGAACGAGCUGGUGAACAAGAAGCGGCUGGAGGACACGCUCGCACACGAGAUGGUGCACGCGUACGACCACGUGCGGUUCAAGACGGACCCGGAGAACCUCCGCCACGCGGCGUGCAUGGAGAUCCGGGCGUCGAUGCUCUCGGGAGAGUGUCGGUUCAUGCGGGAGUUCUUUGGGCGUGGGCAGUAUAAGAUCACGUCGCAGUUUCAGGAUUGCGUGAGGAGGAGGGCGACGUUGUCGGUGCGAGCAAGGAGGCAUUGUGAGGACGAUGUGCAGGCGGCGACGGCGGUGAACCAGGUCUGGGAGAGCUGUUUUAACGACACGAGACCGUUCGAUGAGAUAUAUAGGUGAUGAUGGCGGCUUUGUACGAUAGGGUGAAAGAUCAGACGGGCAUGUUUACGCUACAGACAUAGCUGAUGUCGACUGACACUGUACGAUUAGAGAUAUAUACUGCUGUUCAAGCAGGGAACGCCGAUGACCAACUAGAUGACUCCACUAUGAUCCCAAUGGUCCGGCCCGUUCAUGAUAUAAGUUGCAAAAGACCCCGAAUUCCGCCCGGUCUACUCCAAACGCCCCGAUCUAUGAUAUCCCACAUGAAGUUCAUACAGACUGGAUUCAAUCAGUCCAAAUCUCGUGCCCUUUCACUGCUCCGCGAAUUAUUCGACCCUAGACUUCUCUGGUGAGCCCGUUCGCCGGUGACGCAGUGCUUCAUGAUCCAGGGGUGGCGUUCAAUCUCCUCGAGUGCAAUGCG